AUGGCCAUAAUACGAAGCUCUCGAGCUAUCGUUCGCUCAAUCGAGCGCGUUGCCUUUCAAAGCACUGCACGCACAUCUACUGCUCCUGCUCUGACCCUCAGACAGGAGAUUUGCGCGUCAAAACACAACUUAACAACAUUGACUUCUCGAAGGUCUUUCUCGGUCUUAUCGACUCUCAAGGAGUCAGGAGCGGCGUCGGCGUAUGAACCAGUUGGUUCUGGCAUCUCUCCUCCCAAAUCAUACAGCUUCGAAGAAGUACAGGAUCUGACCAGCAGUCCUUCUAAAGGUCGCAUCUUAAUCGACGUUCGAGAACCAAGCGAGUUGCUCCAAACUGGUCGUAUUCCAACUGCCAAGUCAGUGCCUAUCUCUUCCGCUCCAGACGCCUUCUUCAUGAAUGAGGAGGACUUCGAGACGAAGUUCGGAUUUCCUAGACCUAGUGAGAAAGAUGAAGUUAUAUUCUACUGUAAGGCUGGUGUGAGGAGCAGGCAGGCUGCCUUGCUAGCUCAACAGGCUAGACCAGUCUUUGGCGGGAAAGUGGGAAACUAUCAGGGAAGUUGGCUCGAUUGGGAAAAGAACGGAGGUAAAGUCGAAAAAGAGGGCGAACAAGGGGAAGAGAGUAGCGUCUCGGGAGUCACGAAUCCUGGUCAGGCUGUUCCCGGUACUCCUAGACCAUAA
Lithohypha guttulata is the source of this 675-nucleotide messenger RNA. RefSeq names its product Thiosulfate sulfurtransferase rdl2, mitochondrial (gene RDL2). Gene Ontology annotation, molecular function: thiosulfate-cyanide sulfurtransferase activity. Lineage: Eukaryota; Fungi; Ascomycota; Eurotiomycetes; Chaetothyriales; Trichomeriaceae. Gene Ontology annotation, cellular component: mitochondrion. Bases 1 to 675 code for a protein of 224 amino acids. The record is from RefSeq and is a predicted model, not a curated record. The transcript has a single exon.